Messenger RNA from Seminavis robusta, 2259 nucleotides. Lineage: Eukaryota; Bacillariophyta; Bacillariophyceae; Naviculales; Naviculaceae. The record is from the annotation of a GenBank genome assembly.
AUGGAAAAGAUCCCUGUUAUAAAGAGUGACGUCAUAGACGACACCGCAGACGAAAAAUCCCUCCCGAAGCCCCUCAAUGCCAACGAUCAUUUUCUUAUCUUGGCCAUGUUGAGCAGACUCAUCAGGCCAGUGCAUUCCAGUAGCAGAGUACAAGCAACAGUGUUAGGAGGAGAGAAGAGGUUGUUUUCGGUCUCCAAAACCACAGGAAUGAGGCUCCUUCACCCACAACGUUGGCUGGCCGCCAGCGCGAUACCCCUUCUUUCCCUUACAAUGUUUUCUGCGCCCCAGCCAACCUUGUGUCUGCAGAACCCGUUUGCGGGUGCCAAUCGAUCCAUUGUCAGCAAGUCUGUCAAGCCAAAUCUGGAUCCUGACAGCCCUGACAAGGCGGGGCCGUUGAAGGAUAUUGUACUGGACAAUGCGUGGCCUCGCAUGCUGACUCCCGAAACUGAAAUCAACCUUCUCAAAUCACAGAGCCACGAGAGUCUGUCUCCCAAACUCGAUGACAACCGUACCAAACGACCCGUUUACAACGGUCAUUAUGUGUUGGUGAAACCUACCGGGAUCCCCAAUCCAAGGCUGGUACUCUACAGCCAGGAUGUCGCCGAAAACUUGCUCCAGUUGACGGAAGAGCAGAGCAACUCGGAAGAAUUUGUCAAAUUUGUCUCUGGAAAUCUCGUCCUGGGAGAAACAUGGGCGACUCCCUACGCAUUGAGCAUCAUGGGAAACAAAUACUACAACAAUUGCCCCUAUGGAACAGGCGAUGGGUAUGGAGAUGGACGGGCCAUUAGCAUUGCCGAAUUCAACGGACAGGAGCUGCAGCUCAAGGGCGGCGGCAGAACACCCUUUGCACGAGGAGCGGAUGGAAGAGCCGUGCUGCGGUCCAGCAUUCGAGAGUUCUUGGCCAGUGAAGCCAUGCAUUGGCUAGGUGUACCCACCACUCGAGCGCUGUCGCUCGUGGUGAGCGAGGAAGGAGAAACUGUCAACCGUCCGUGGUACUCCAAUGACGCCACCAUGCAGGUACCCACCAUGGACGAUCCGCGGUUGGCUACCUAUUCGGAUGAACAAAAACGAGAAAUCAUUCAACGCUUGCGCAAUCAAAAGUCAGAUCCCAAUAAAAUGAUCACCGAGCCGUGCGCCAUCACCUGCCGUGUAGCAUCGUCAUUCACUCGGGUGGGUCAUAUUGAUCUCUUUGCCAGGCGUGCUGAAAAGAAGAGUAUGGAGAAUGCCGAAAAGACAGAUUCACGAUAUGAUACAUCCACGAUGGAAUGGAAAGAAUUGGAAGACAUGAUUUGGCAUGCCUGCUACCGUGAGUACAAGGAGGAUGCCUAUGACCCGUACUUUGAAGACAAAGAUAUUGUCAGUGCAGCCACUGUCCUGUUGGAAAAGUCUGCCGAGAAGCUUGCCACAAUGGUGGCACAUUGGCUGCGAGUGGGCUUUGCGCAGGGAAACUUCAAUGCAGACAACUGUUUGGUUGGUGGAAAGACAAUGGAUUAUGGGCCAUUUGGUUUCGUGGACGAGUACACACCUCUGUUUGCUAAAUGGACGGGCAGUGGAGAGCACUUUGGAUUCCUCAAUCAGCCAAAUGCAGGGUUUGCCAAUUAUAACGUCUUGGCAUCAAGUGUUGUCCCCGUCAUAGCAGCUGCCAAGGGGGAAGAAAACCCUGAUGUCAUUGGCCAACCAAUCAUGGAGAGGGCACAAGGGGUCUUCCGUGCCAAAACGGACGAAGCCUUUCGAGUAAAACUUGGAUUCGACAAAGACGCUGAUGUGGGUGACGAUGUAUGGAUGUCUCUCGAGCCGCUUCUGCGGAAAUCUCGAGUGGAUUGGACCGUUUUCUGGCGUCAGCUUACCUAUGUCGCCAGGGACUACACUCUGGAAUCGACAGACUACAAAGCAAUGAUGGACACCCUUGAAGAUGACAAUUCCGAUUCUUGUCCGUUCUACGAACCGUUGACUUCAGAAUUGAGAUCUGAGUGGAUAGCCUGGAUUGAGCAAUGGAGAGAGGCACUGCGAGCUGCAGAUGUCGAGUGUAAAGAUUUGUACGAAGCUAUGCGACAAGUCAAUCCUAAAUAUGUGUUGCGUGAAUGGAUGCUGGUUGAGGCAUAUUCGAAAGCUGGUCUCGGGGACGAGAGCACUUUGCAGGAACUCUAUGAGCUUAUCCAGGCCCCCUAUGAAGAAGGAUCCGAUGAUCAAAUAAAGAAGUACUACCGAAGGACACCUGAACGGGCUCUAACUGCUGGUGGCACAGCAUUCAUGUCCUGA